UCCACCCUGCUUGAUGUGUUGGCGGCACGGAAGAGUGUGGGGCGACUGAGCGGGCAGGUGCUGGUCGACGGGAAGCCGCGGGACGAUAGCGCCUUCGUGCGCCGCAGCGCGUACGUGCCCCAGGACGACCACUUCAUCCCGACCCUCUCCGCCUGGGAGGUGAUCUCCGUACACGCGGCCCUGGUGCUGCCGCCAGCAAUCGGGCCCGCGGGUAGCCGGAAGAGGUGUACGGAAGUCCUGGCGGCCAUGGGGCUGGGCCGGCAAGGCAGCACGCUAGUUGGCGGCACGCUACCCGGCGGGCUGGUUCUGCGCGGGCUGAGCGGCGGGGAACGCAAACGACUCGCCAUCGCCACCGGCAUCGUGGCGGCGCCGUCAGCGCUGCUAUUGGACGAGCCAACGUCGGGCCUGGAUGCGGCGGCGGCGCUGGGCGUGAUGCAGUACAUGCAUGCGCUGGCGCAUGCGGGACAUGUCGUACUG
Volvox carteri f. nagariensis is the source of this 477-nucleotide messenger RNA. RefSeq lists its product as uncharacterized. Lineage: Eukaryota; Viridiplantae; Chlorophyta; Chlorophyceae; Chlamydomonadales; Volvocaceae. Gene Ontology annotation, cellular component: plasma membrane. The annotation marks the transcript as partial. Gene Ontology annotation, molecular function: ATP hydrolysis activity; ATP binding. The transcript has 3 exons. The record is from RefSeq and is a predicted model, not a curated record.